Momordica charantia (bitter melon) is the source of this 1052-nucleotide messenger RNA. Its product is annotated as agamous-like MADS-box protein AGL104. The record is from RefSeq and is a predicted model, not a curated record. Gene Ontology annotation, biological process: positive regulation of transcription by RNA polymerase II. NCBI's taxonomy places the organism in Eukaryota, Viridiplantae, Streptophyta, Magnoliopsida, Cucurbitales, Cucurbitaceae. Gene Ontology annotation, molecular function: RNA polymerase II transcription regulatory region sequence-specific DNA binding; protein dimerization activity.
CCGCCGCUGUAAUUAAAAUUAAAAUUGAAUCGAAUGGUUAAAUGAUGGGGCGAGUUAAGUUGCAGAUUAAGAGGAUCGAAAACAACACCAAUCGCCAGGUCACUUUCUCCAAACGCAGAAAUGGACUCAUCAAAAAGGCUUACGAGCUCUCCAUUCUCUGCGAUAUUGAUAUUGCUCUUAUUAUGUUCUCCCCUUCCGGCCGCCUCAGCCACUUCUCCGGCCGCCGCAGAAUUGAAGAUGUGCUUGCUCGUUUUAUAAAUUUGCCUGAUCACGAGAGAGGAGGCAGCGUUGUUCAUAAUAAAGAGUUUUUACUUGGAACGCUAAACAAUUUGAAGACAGAGAACGAUAUCGCACUUCAACUUGCCAAUCCUACAUCGAGCAAUUCCAAUGUCGAGGAGCUUCAACAAGAGAUUGGUACCAUGAGACAUGAGCUUCAGCUUGCGGAGCAGCAACUAAGGUUGUUCGAGCCCGACCCUCUUUCAUUCGCAUCAAAUGGUGAAAUAGAAUCUUGCGAGAAGAAUCUUUUAGACACCUUAGCACGUAUCACUCAAAGGAAGAAAGAUCUAUUAAGUAGCCAUUUAUCGCCUUAUGAUCCUCCAAAUCAUAUCCAGAUGUACUUGGAUUCACAAGAGGGAAUACCAACAUCCUUUGAAAACGACGUCGCUAAUUGGUUGCCCGAAAAUGGUCAGAGCUCGACCCAACUUUGUGGUCCAUCCGAGUCAUCUUCAAUUCCUCAAAGUGGUCAAUAUCCAACGACAGUUUACGACCAAGUAUCACAAGCAUCAAACAUGUGCAACAUGGGUGGGUGCGACAUGGGCAACCCCAAUGAGGAUGCCUACUCUUCUUGGCAUCACAGCUACACCACAUCUCAGCUUCUCUCAUCCUUCAUUCCCCAAACUUCAUUUGAUGAUAGUAUAAAGCAUGAGAUUGGAGGGGGUUGCAUGAUGUCACAACAACAAGUGGAUACAAUAUCCAAUGGGAACCAAAUGCCACCAAGCGAUGGAAGCACAAAUUAUGAUGCCACUAAGAUACCACAGCUCAACGUGGAUUGA